AUGGAUGCGAUUAAGAAGCAAACUCAGAACCGCGUUGCUGGUGGCUACCAGAUCCACCACGGUCAAUCAGCCCAGUCUCUGUCUCAGAAUGUAGGGUCUGAAGACAUAACAUCACUUCCCUUUGAGGCAACAGAAGAGGACGAACCAGUUAUAUCCAACUCAAAAUCUUUUAACUCGGGCCCAACUCAGAAUUUAACUGUUGAUGACAUUGAUGAUCUUCGUGAAUCUGCCUAUGAAAUCCUUUUGGCUGCUACAGGAGCUUCAUGGUAUCUUUUCUUUCUUAUAUGGGACUCAUAUUUCCAUCAAAGGAGAAGAAAAAAGAAAAAGAAAUCCAGAUUGUUGAAGAAUCUUGGAAGGAGUAAGAGUAAACAAGUUACAAAUCAAUCCCAACAAUCGACUGGUUUGACUGGCCUACUGGAGACAAUGCGUGUCCAGAUGGAGGCCCAUCAGUAUGUUUUCCAGCAGCUAGCAGUUGAUUUAAUAGGAAUUACAUCAAUAAAGGAGGUGUUGGUGAGACUUGUUGGAGGUGAUGAUCAUAUGUAUCCUAAUUAUGCAGAAGUUAUGCAAUGGUUGGCAGACAGCAAUCUGUUAAAAAUGAUCGUGGAUAAACUGAAUCCAUCUGCUCCUCCCGAAGUACAUGCUAAUGUAGCCGAAACUUUAUGUGCUAUAACCCGAACUGCUUCAUCUCCACUUGCCUCUAAGCUUUCAAGCUCAAGUUACGUUACAAGGAUAUUUGGUCACGCAUUGGAAGACUCACAUUCAAAAUCAGGACUUGUACACUCAUUAUCUGUGUGCAUAUCCUUAUUAGAUCCUAAAAAAUCAGCCCCUUCAUCUUUAUUCAAUUCUUUUCGAAGUCAACACAUGUAUGAAUCACCCGUACAAGUCCACCAGGAGACUGUAGGUGCAAUGCUGCCAAAACUUGGUGAGUUUCAUCGAUCUCUUGUGCAUGUGAUGGGUAUUUACUAUUUUUUUUUAAUCAUGUUGCAUAUCAUGUUGGAUAUUUCAUGGAGGUAUAAUGUAUAUAAUCCUGUAACCAAAUGCAGUAGGAUAUCUUUCAUAAAAGACCUUAUUGAACAGAUACCACUCAAAUUUAGAAAAUGUGGUUAUAAGAGGUAAAGUGUUAAAAAUAUUAAAGUUAUACAUAUGGAAGUGAGAAUGUUGCAAAAUAGACAUCUUGUCAAUGAACUUGGUAAGAUAGAUUAUGUGCUUGUAUAAGACAUGGUUUAUCAUAUUCAGACUUCUGGCUUCAUAUGAUUGAACC
Molecule: messenger RNA, 1261 nt
Organism: Lactuca sativa (garden lettuce)
Lineage: Eukaryota; Viridiplantae; Streptophyta; Magnoliopsida; Asterales; Asteraceae
Source: RefSeq, a predicted model, not a curated record